AUGACGGGCGGCGCCGGCGUCGAGCCGAGAGCGUGGGGCGGGCGGCGGUCGCGGGCGGCGGUGGGAGCGGCGGCGUGCCGGGCGGCUAGGGAUGUCAUAGAACCCAGACCCCUUGCUGUUGUUGCUACAGGAACUGUGCCCAUUGGCAUCGAUCUGGAGGCGCCGAUCGAUGAUGUGACCAGGUUGCCGUUGAUAAUGUGCCCAGAUUGCAAGGAUGUGAGGGUGUUUGCUGCUAAUACCACGUACUCCAAUAAUGUUGGAAUGAAAUUUUUCAAGUGUCCUAGGAAGAACCGUAGAAAUGGGACAUGUGAUAGGUUUUGGUUCGAGGAAGAAUAUUUGGUAUUCCUUCAGGAUAAUGGAUAUCUAUCGUCAGCAUCCUCCACCAUUGCAGCAGGUUCGACAACCAAGGUUCCUGAGCUCGUGGGAAAAAUUGAUAGCUUAGAGCAAAAUCUGAACAAGGUGACGGAAAUGGUUAGCAAGAACAGAGAUGGCAUGGGAAGCUUGAUUUGUCUCGUGUGUGGAUGUGUGAAUGUAACAGUACUCCUGGUGUUUGCCAUCUUCUUGGUUGUAGCUUUUGUGUUGAAGUAG
Messenger RNA from Zea mays, 588 nucleotides. RefSeq lists its product as uncharacterized. The coding region runs from base 1 to 588 and encodes 195 amino acids. NCBI's taxonomy places the organism in Eukaryota, Viridiplantae, Streptophyta, Magnoliopsida, Poales, Poaceae. The record is from RefSeq and is a predicted model, not a curated record. The transcript is spliced from 3 exons.